Molecule: messenger RNA, 4175 nt
Organism: Hippocampus zosterae (dwarf seahorse)
Lineage: Eukaryota; Metazoa; Chordata; Actinopteri; Syngnathiformes; Syngnathidae
Gene: gabra4
Product: gamma-aminobutyric acid type A receptor subunit alpha4
Exons: 9
Coding region: 443-2122 (559 amino acids)
Biological process (GO): chloride transport; gamma-aminobutyric acid signaling pathway; monoatomic ion transmembrane transport
Cellular component (GO): neuron projection; GABA-A receptor complex; postsynapse
Molecular function (GO): transmitter-gated monoatomic ion channel activity involved in regulation of postsynaptic membrane potential; GABA-gated chloride ion channel activity; GABA-A receptor activity
Source: RefSeq, a predicted model, not a curated record
UUCAAUGUUAUAACAUCGAAAGCUGCAGGAGAGGUCACGGCCACAUUGUCAGGAAGCUCCAAAUGCUGAGCUGAGUGUUGAGAGGACGAAGAAAUAUUCGGAUCAUUGCCACUUUCCGUUAUGUUGUGAAUGUCAGGGUCGUGUAAAGCAAUGUUUGACCAAAGCAUGUUUCAGAGAGGAAAAAAACAGCACAGGCAAGAUGUAAGCAAGGUAGGGUGGCACGUAUAAGCAAAGUGAGUGAAGGAGAAGGCGGAUUUGCAAAUGUAAAGAAAAGGAGGAGCAGCUGAAAUUCAGGCUGGAGGGAGGCGCGUCCGAGGCGACAGCGGCUGGCAGAACUUGCUGCUUCCGUGCGCCGCUCCAUCUGACCUCACCUCAUUCUCCUCCCCGAAGAGGCACCUGGAAGCGAGGAGAUGUGAAGAAGCUUGAAGUAUGGCAUGCGAACAUGAUUUCUGCCAAUACGAAGGAGAUGGUGACGGCGAUGCGCACCGUUUUUAUUUGUAUGACUCUCCUCCACUUUUUCUUUUUGACGACGUGUGUUAAGAGCGCCACGGGACAGACAAGGAAGGAUGAAAGGAUCUAUCCGGAGAAUUUUACGCGGAUUUUAGACCGACUUCUGGACGGUUACGAUAACAGGCUGAGACCUGGAUUCGGAGGUCCCGUGACCGAGGUCAAGACAGACAUUUAUGUGACAAGUUUUGGUCCUGUCUCAGAUGUUGAAAUGGAGUACACAAUGGACGUGUUCUUUCGACAGACGUGGGUGGACCGCAGGUUAAUGUAUGAGGGCCCGAUUGAGAUUUUGAGGCUGAACAACUUGAUGGUGACCAAAGUUUGGACGCCAGACACCUUCUUCAGAAACGGCAAGAAGUCAGUGGCCCAUAACAUGACGGCGCCCAACAAACUGUUUCGCAUUAUGAAGAAUGGAACCAUUCUCUACACCAUGAGAUUGACAAUUAGUGCAGAAUGUCCCAUGAAGCUUGUAGACUUCCCCAUGGAUGGGCAUGCGUGCCCCCUCAAGUUUGGAAGCUAUGCCUAUCCCAAAACGGAGAUGAUCUAUACUUGGACCAAAGGGCCUGAGCACUCUGUGGAGGUCCCUCCCGAGUCGUCUAGCUUGGUUCAGUACGAUCUCAUUGGCCAGACAGUCUCCAGUGAAACCAUCAAAUCCAUCACAGGUGAAUAUGUGGUGAUGACGAUCUUCUUCCACUUGAAACGGAAAAUGGGCUACUUCAUGAUUCAGACAUACAUCCCUUGCAUAAUGACAGUCAUCCUGUCCCAAGUGUCCUUCUGGAUAAAUAAAGAGUCGGUGCCGGCGCGCACAGUUUUCGGUAUCACCACUGUGCUGACAAUGACGACUCUCAGCAUCAGCGCUCGCCACUCCCUCCCCAAAGUGUCAUACGCCACGGCGAUGGAUUGGUUUAUUGCGGUCUGCUUCGCCUUCGUCUUCUCCGCCCUCAUUGAGUUUGCUGCCGUCAACUACUUCACCAAUGCGCAGCUGGAACGGGCCAAAAAGAAGCCAGCCAAAUGCCCCCCUGGACCUCAAAGCACACCAGUCAAGGUCAAGGAGACGGAGGAAGUGCUGCAGCAAAACCCAGACACUAAUGGUAACCUGAGGAAGCGGAUGAAUUACAUUUCCCACCAAGACUCGCGCAACCAACAGCGAGCUCAGUCCACAAGCAACAUUUCAGCAGUCGGGAGAGCCCGACCGCCCAGACCUUUAAACAGCCGCGUCAACGGAAGCUCGUCCACCCUCUCUUGCUCCAACCCCAAAUCCGAGAGUGUGCUCAGCGUGGCUUCAUCACCGGAAGAAAAACAGCUUGUGAAAAACACGCCUCAGGCUGCUGCUUCCACGCCAGACGUGACGGCGGGGACGCCGUGCAAGCAAAACACCAACUCCGCUUCCUUGCAGCAUCUGCUGGGGCCCAAACUGGAGCGCCUCCAGAUGAUGGGGAACAAAGUAGAGCUAAAACAGACACCGUGCUCCCAGCCCACCACUGCUGGGAUGGGCGGAACCAGCAAAAUUGACAAGUACGCACGGAUCCUCUUUCCAGUGUCUUUUGGGGCAUUUAACAUGGUAUACUGGGUGGUUUACUUAUCCAAGGACACCUUGGUAGCAAAAGCAGGCUAGAGUCUGGCAACAAGCAUGAAGCACCAUUUUGUUUCACAGAUGGGAAGUGAAGAAGGAUUAUAAGAAACGUGAGGAAUACGCUGCCAAAAACAUAAUAACGUUCAUAUCCGGAGAGAACAAAUAUCUUUUUUUUUUUAAAUAAACAAAUAAACAGCAUGGGAAUAAAUCACUCAAACUUUGUUUGACUCACUGUAAGGAUGAAAACUAGCACACUGGACGAUGCUUUUCUCCUCUUUUAAUCUUCCUCAAUGUAUAUUUAAAGGUCUUUACCGUCUACCACUGCAGUCCAGAUAACGCAUGAAUGAGAUAUACUAUUUUUCUAUCCUGCAUCUGGCAAUUUGUGUGGAUAUGUUAACCGCCAGUCUAAAACUGUACAUGUUAUGCAAAUUGAUUUAUUUAUGCUCACUGAUUUGAUUCUAUGAUACAGUGUGUUUACAUUUGAAUAUGAAGACCUUGUUAAUGACAUGAAAGCAAAUCUUAAUAAUGUAAGAAAGAGUUUGGGGGCUCUGUUUUCAUGACCUGCGUAGAUUCUACACUGAGCGUGGCAUGCCCCUACGCUGAUGUGGGUUACACAUGCUGUUGCAAAAUUUGGAAGUGAGCGUAGGCUGGCGGAUCUGGGAGAGGCAGGGCUGUGCUGCUGUGGGAGUGGCCACAGCGGACUUUAAUCAUCUUUUAUUUCCUUUAAAUGCAGUGCACCACAGUCUCAACAUGGCGGAAGCACGAUCGCUUGUGUGCCCAGCCAAUGCCUAAUAUUUCAUCCAUUUUCUGAACUGCUUCAUCCUCACAAGGGUUGCGGGGGGUGCUGGAGCUUAUCCAAGCCGUCUUCGGGCAGUAGGUGGGGGACACUCUGUACCGGUUGCAAGCCAAUCGCAGGGCACACAGAAACGAACAACCAUUCGCACCCACACUCACACCUUGGGACAAUUUGAGUGUUCAAUCAGCCUGCCACGCAUGUUUUUGGAAUGUGGGAGGAAACUGGAGUACCCGAAGAAAACCCACACAGGCCCGGGGAGAACAUGCAAACUUCACACAGGGAGCUGGAAUUGAACCCUGUACCUCUGCACUGUGAGGUCGACAUGCUAACCAGUGGACCACCGGGCCGCACGCCUAAUAUUAUAAAAUAUAAUACAAUGAUUCAGAGGGUGAACUGUUCAUUUCUUUCCAAAUGAAAUAUAUCUGACUUCCACCAUACGAUGUCUAGAAAGCUCAGAAUCUCAUUUGUCUGACUGUGCCUUGUUUCUCAAAAUCACAUUGGCAACCCCGAACAGCGAGUCUUGCAACGAUACAAAAAUCAGGAUACGCCGGCAUUUGUACCAUGACGUAGGUGCAGUGUCGAUGAAAAUAUAAGAUAAUAUAAGAAAACCCUUAUUAGUCUCGCGAUGGAGAAAUUCCCAAUUUUAAUUGUGUGCUAUAUUCUGCUUGAACCCUGGAAUGAGCUCACAUCUAACGUGCAUCUAUCUGCAGACACACACGUCACAGUAGAUGCAGUGUGUGUGUGUGUGUGUGUGUGUGGGUGUGGGUGUGUGUGGGUGUGUGCGCGCGCGUGUAUCCUCAACAUGUGGUGGGUGUCUUGUUUCUUCAUCCGUGUAUUUGUCGUCGUUGGCCCCGGUCGAUCUGUUAGACUAACACGAGGGAUGAUACUGUCACGCCAGUGAGAGAGACAUGCGGGCUGAGAGACAGAUCAAGAUGCCCGCUGCCACUCAUCUCUUCCGAACUCAGUCAUGUGUGAAAUUGACGUUGCCGUUAUUGCCCCACUGCCACUCUCCCACUUGCUCUCUCUCUAUCUGCCUGCAACUACCACGCGCAGAAUAGAUCUCAGCACAAAAACAGGGACCAGGCUUGUCCUAAUGAGGAGCUUGUCAACAACAGAUUGAUGUUUGCUGUUUAUGUGCUCUAAAUAAGUGUGCUCAUGAUUGAUGGAGGUGCCAACACAUAUUUUUUCCCUUACUUUGUAUUCUUCUUCCAGGCUUAUCAUUCCCGAUGCCAGAAAGAUGCCAACUCUCACAUUAAAUGCCUCUAAAGCUGCUGCAGAGAAGCUUUGAGGCUUUAUUUA